UUGUGACUUUUUCGUUUACUGUUCGAUUUCGUUCGCUCGCAACGCGAAUGCUUAUGCGCGAGCGAAUUUCUUAUAAAAUAUCUUCAACAAUAAGUUUUGUGACUUUCACCAACAGCAGAGAUGGCUUCGCCACGAACCCGUCGCAAACUAAACUCUAUUAGAACUAUAGACGAGAACCAUAAAUGUUUCGAGUGUGGGACGCUGAAUCCUCAAUGGGUGUCCGUGACCUACGGCAUAUGGAUAUGCCUGGAGUGUUCUGGCGUUCACCGCAGCCUUGGCGUGCACUUGUCCUUCGUACGAUCAGUCACAAUGGACAAAUGGAAAGAUAUCGAGCUGGAGAAGAUGAUGGUGGGUGGGAACGCGAAAGCGCGGGAAUUCUUCGAGAGCCAACCUGACUACAAGACCGGCAUGACUAUACCGCAAAAGUACAACACGAAAGUAGCCGCCAUGUACCGGCAAAAGAUAACAGCCCUGUCUGAAGGCCGACCUUGGAGCCCCUCGGACUAUAAACCUGAAACAGUGGAGAAGCCGGCCGAGUGGACCCAGUCCAGGGACUUCUACUCUUCUGGAGACAAUACAUUCCACACCAGCGGAUCUGACAACAAUAUAAGUUACCAUAGCGAGUACGGAAGUGGAAGGUACACCGGCUUCGGGAACACACCCAAACAGUCCCAGUCGACGCCCAUGUCGCCCAUACACAGCGGGAACGAAAUGGUCGACAACACGCUCGCAUCGUUAGCUACGGGCUGGUCGAUGUUCACAUCGUCGGUGAGUAAGGCGGCGCGUUCCGCGACUGAGAGUGCGGUGCGGUACGGAGGUAUCGCUACCCAGAAGGUGUCCGAGAUGGCAUCCACUGUCUCUGAGAAGGUGAACAACCGCAGUGGCUGGAGCUCGCUCGGCGGCACCCCGGAUGUGCGUCGCGCAAGCAAUUCCGGCCACUAUCAGUCGCAGAGCUAUGGUGCUAUGAAGAGUUCCACUUCCGAACCUUACUCGCAAUGGAAUGAACAGACCCAGCCGUGGAAGGAGUCCGUGACGACCCGCAACAACUUGGACGCGCGCGACCUCUCCCAGGUGGGCGUGUCCAGCCCCCCGCCGGACAUCAAGAGCAUCACCAUUAAGAAGAAGAGCGACGACGACUCGUGGGACUGGCUCAACAAUUAAAUAUCCCCUCGUUGCAGUUUGGAGACACACAGAGACAUCCUUUCAUGCUACAGUUCAAUUCUAUAUGAGAAGCCAAGUUGUGGACAUACAACCUUUCGUCCCUCCAAAUUGUACAUUACGUGAGUUUAUACGAGAUUUAUUCUUAUUGUACAGUACAGCGAACCCCACACUGACAUGUACAACGUACAGAUACUAUCGCACGUAUAUAAAUCUGAUUUCAUUAUUAUAUCUUAAGUUUCACGUAUAUUUUUUAGUUAUGGCAAUUUUUUUUUUUUUUUAUUUACGUAUAGUGAUAUUGUACUAUUAAAUGUGAGUUCAAAUUUCAAUUGAACAACUUUCAAUAUAAUUAAAUUGUCUUCUUGUACAAUUUAGUAGUAUUAAGUGAGUGUGGCGCCCUCUGCUAUUGAAGGAUUUAAGACAACGCAUGGGGGGUAUCAUGGACGAAACAGUAUGUGUGUGUACUGUUAGCUCCAUGGUACUGCUCAUAUCUAUAAGCGAAGGUUUCCACUUCCCAUCAGGUGGGCCGUCAGCUUGUUUGCCAUUCUAGGUCGUAUAAAAAAAAGCCAGCCGGUAUUAAGAUCGGGCUGAUUAGUGUAUAUAGCUAGCAAUGUGACUACUAGACCCAAUUUCUAACAAUCCCAUUGCCCCCCACCAACAUCAAAUCAUUACCCCGCCUGGUUACUAGUGAAGAAUGAUAGAUGAAGAUGAAGCAUCUCCAUUAGCCCAUCGUGAUGAAUUCCACAAUAAUUAACCACGAUAGUUUCCAGGGGGUACCACAUGGCGGUCGAUGAUGAACUAAUUUCAUCAUCUGUUAUUGUUCACUAGUGCUAGGCAGUAUUAAGCAAAAGCCCAAGCAGGGUAACUACUUCAUUUUCAUCCAUUAAAAAUAAGACCUGUUAGGAUAUAUUAGGCUGUGAGCCUAAUGAUCAUACUUUACGCAGUGUCAAUAACCUCCGACUCAAAUUUCCCGCUCAUUCUUCGUCCUUUUAUUCUAAAUCCUUUACUGUUCAGGCAGUUCGCCUAUGGAACUCUCUGCCUACCUCUAUUUGGUGCGCUUAAACUCUUACUAGCUUCAAAACAUCUAUUAAAUUCGGCAUAUUAAAUAUGUAUGGAUGUGUGUGUGUGUGUUUGUAUUUGUAUGAUAGUGCGCCGUCUAUCCUUCGUCUUUUUCUUAAUGUCCUCUACCCAAAGGUUGUCUGGAAGAGAUUGCUUAGCGAUAAUGCCGUGUUUUGUAUCACUUCUCAUUAAUAUUGACUGUAUUUUUUAUUUAUUUUACUAUGUGCAAUUAAGUGGAAAAUAAAUACAAUAUAUUGCUAGCAAUGUGGCUGUGAGACCUUAUCACUGCCAUUUAUGUACAACAGCUUUAUUUACCCUGCUCAAACUCAGCCAGUGACAUUUUUAUAGCAUCGAAACGUGGACCUAAAAAAUUCAAAGGUUCUGUACUGGAAAUGGGGUCCUCGGGCCGUAUCCACGUAUUAUAAAACAUCGCUAUCACCUCCCAUGUAAAAGGAGAUACGCCACACUUUCUUAAUUUCUCAUCAUCUGUGACUAUAGUACAUAUAAUCCUAUAUGUUUAAUAGUGCAAUAUACUCCUUAAACUGAGGGUACAAUGUCGUUCCUAGAACGCGUUAUUAUAGCAAACAUUUAAUUAUUAGUUUUAAUCCACUGUAAGUUUAUUAAAUAUAUUUUCGUAUGCAUAAAUGUUAAUUAUAAAUGUAGGUGUAAACCUUUCAACAUCGCACUCAUAUAUACUUAUGUACGUCACUAUUAAUAUAAUAUAGCUGUGUGAAAUAUUUCCCAAUUAUGUCCAAUCAGAUGACAGUCUUAUAAAAAAUUCGACUUUGAGCACCAUUCACACAACUCCGAGUCUUUCCAAGUUCCUGCUCGUUCGAGCUAUGUAUCCCAUCAAAUAUGUGCCAUCGAUUACUCAUGUCACUGAAAUGCUUAUGGUCCUAAAGAAACAAUACUUCAUCAUUUAUACAUUGAUAUGUAAAUCUGUCGUUAUUAUUCUCUUUUAGUAUGAGUUUGGGUAAUAUAAUUAUAGCAAUAUUUAUAUCCCUUUCAGACCUGAACGAUACGGGCGUGAGUUGUAACUUUAACAAAUUCUAAAACCGCGCGCAAUUCAUUUUUACGCACGAAGCUGAAAUAACAUGAUAGCGAGAUUCUAAACCAGCCAAUAAGAAAUCAUUUUAGCGGUUAGGUGGUGCAGUAGUCUCGUGCGUGCCGGCGAGAUGGCUUGGCUUCCAAACACGAGAAUAUAUUUAAUCUGAAAGAAAAAUAAUCUUGGGUCUGAAAGGAAUAUAUUAUAGUUACAACAACUAUAUAUUGUCCCAAUAACCAAUGCAAUAUACAAUAUUGGAUUAAAACACCCGAUCGAAAUGAAUAAAGAUAUCUUAUAUAUAUAUAUAUAUAUAUAUAUAUAUAUAUAUAUAUAUAUAUAUAUAUAUAUAUAUAUACUAUACCUUUCAUACCUUUCUAAGCAGCUGUAAGGGCAUGUGCAUGAACAUACUCCAAAUCAUUUAUUUAAUUUAUAAUCUAUGUACCUACUGACAGCCCGAUAAUGUUUGACACGAAACUAUACCAGUUUUUUCUCGUCACUGCCUCGACUCUGAUCCAGAUAUGUGUGAAUAGUGCUUUUAACAAACAAACAACAAUAUGUUACUGUGUGGCAUGAUCCAAUCACAACUUUUGCAUACAAACUUUAAUUUGCAUUAUUAUGCCCCCUUACUUAUAAAAAUUAAAAAACUCGCUACUCUGUAAGACUCGUUUGAGAUUUAAUAUGAAUUUAAUUAAAAAAACACACACACACACACACACACACAAGAAAUAGCGUUUAUAAGUGAGGGGAAUGUUCAUUGGUGACAAUGUAUGAUAAAAAAAAAUGAGUUCAUAAUAGUUUUAAGUACUGUGUAUAUAUUAAUACUGCUGUCGGGAUGAAUUAAAUCUAUGAAAACAUGCACUGAGUGUUUCAUAAGUGUUACAUUUGAUCGUGUAUAUAUAUAUAUAUAUAUAUAUAUAUAUAUAUAUAUAUAUAUAUAUAUAUAUAUAUAUAUAUAUAUAUAUAUAUAUAUAUACGUGUAUGUAUAAAUGUGAAUGUGAAAUUAUUUCGCUGUAAUACAAAAUACAAAUUCAUAAUACAAACUGUUCUGUAUUAUGGCGGAACGAAAGUGUUGCAAUGAAUAAUAAAUAAAUAUACAAAAAAUCCACAGAGUGUUGGUAAUAUUAAAUUUGAUUUGAUAUAGACGUGUAUAUUUAAAUGUGAAAGACAAAUUAUUUCGCCGCAAUGCAAUAUGGCAAGCUGCUAUGGAUCAAAUGAAAUUAUACGAAGUCUUGACUAUAUUUUGAACUUUCAAUAGUACCAUAACAUUCUACUACAGAGUGUCUUUUUUAAAAUGAAAGUAGAUCAAUAAUCAUGCUUGUACUAUCGGCUUAAAUGGAUAUCAGUGAGGGAUGACAGGUCAUUCAUCAUUCCAAUUUUAUCCCAUUAAAAAAUGUAUCGCAAUAGCAAACUAUCUGACCGUUGAUCCGUCGCAAACAGCCAGCCGUUUUGUAUUGUAAAAAUUUUUCAAGUUGGCUACAAUUUAGAUAGCUGGCAACACCUAUUUUGCCGCCUAAAAAUUGUAUAUUGCAUUUAAAACAUAAUGGCCCCCAUGCUUAUAAAAUUGCGCUGUUCAACAGGCAACGGCAUAUCGAUACUGAGCCAUUUCUCUAAAAAUAGAUAAUAUGAGCUAAAUUUCUAAUAAAUUUAAUUGAAAAUUAUUGUAAAUUUAAUUUAUGUUAGUUCACGAAACAGUAAUUUUGAGAAACUGUCAAAUUAAUAUAUUUCUUUUGUAAAUUAGUUUAGAGAAAUACCACCUCAGAAUCGACACCAAAAAAUAAUGUGUUAUUUACUUUAAAAUACACACAAAAAAUAUUGACGUUCUAUUAAAUUUCUUUGACGUUUAUAAGUGAGAGGGAUAAAUAUAUUUUGAAUUGUUAUUGAAAACAAAAUAGAUAGAUGUUAUUAUAAAAUUAUAUUAAUGUAAUAAAAUUGUGUUGUAAAAUUAUACAUUCUGUUAAAUAUAUAAUAUAUAUAUAUACAUAUAUAUUGUCUAAGCGUACAUUAUUUUUUAUAUUGCGUAUUGUAAAAGUAUUUUUUGCGAUCGAAAAUGGAUGGUGCGUUAUUUAAUUAUAUAGAUUAACUAUGUUGUAAAAUAUGGGCUCCUAAAGGUUUUCGAAUAGUUAAAAAAAAAAAAGGUAUAUUUUAUGGACGAAAAUAAUUAUUUGCUUAUAGUAAUAAUUUGUCAGUUUUGAACUUAGACUGUGAUUGACAGAUAGAGUACUUUAUGUACUCGCAGGGAAAACCAUGGAAUGCAGCUAGUUUUAAAUAAAUUUUAUGUAUUCAACAUUUUUUUUUUGUUACUGCUAAUUUACCCAUUUCUUUCAAAGAGUAGUAUGAUCACGAUUGUAUUCCUAGACGAGGUGGUCAGAGGCAUUACUCGACUUAUGCCCUAUUUAUUGCUCACGUUUCGCUGAUCACACUAAUUCAGUGUGGCAAGGGCCGAGCCUAGCAUUGUGUCCUAGUGUAAUUUGUAAUGAAAUAAAUAUAUUAAACUUUAAUAUGAGUAUAUAUUUUAUGAAACUAAACAAUUUUCCUCAAACGUAGAAAAUGGAUCAAACAUAACACUGUAAUACAACCUUGCUGGCGUAGCAAUUUCAUACACUGACCAACUUCAAUGGUUGCGGAUUCGAUUCCCGCACACUAAAAGCGUAUGUAUCAUGUGAAUAUAAAGUAGGUAUGUCAAUUAACUUAAACUGCUGUUAGUAUUCAUUAAUAGAGUCUAAUUUUUUUUUCUGAUCACUCUGUAAGUACAUCAUUUCAGAUAAAAAAAGAAUAUUCCAAAUCAGUUUAUUACUGACGAAGUUAUGAGGUAAUAAACAUUACUUCUUGUUUUAGAAGUCGGUUGAAAAAGAUCUAGUCAAGUUAAUCGUCUCCUAUUGCAAUUUUUGCUUAUCAAACAAACAUGAGAUAGUGAACUAAAGUCUUAACUUACCUGGUUCUACAUUAUAGCUCUUGUUCUCUUCUUUAUUUUACUUUCUCUGCAGUUUAGUAAGUGAAAAACUCCAUGUAAUAAAAUAUUUAAAGUCUUGACCCUACGUGACCCCCAUGGGGUGGGGGAAAAGGCAUUGUUAAUAAUGGAAACUGAGAAUCCUAUUGCUAGCAAUAUACCCAACCAAGUCGACCUCCUCGCGGCUCCCCCUGGAAACUAUCAUGGUUAAUUCCUAAUGAAUUCAUCAUGACGGGCUAACUGGCCUGUUUUCAUUCUCAUCUAUCACCCUUCACUGGUGCUCCGCCAGCGUAUCCCGUUAGCGAAGGCGGGGUUACCAUACCAUUUUCACCCAUCAAAACAAAAAAAACCCCAUGGGGUUGGGUAUCGACCUUUGAAAGACACUGUCUUAAACAAUUUCUUUACAGUAAGUUUAGAUUAUUAAAAAUUGUUUAUAUAAAUAAUAUUUAUUUUAUAAUUUCAGUUCGGUAUUUAGAAAGAGAUGUAAAGAUUGUACAUUCGUUAUAGUAAGAAAGAGCGAGAGAGUAAGAGAGAGAUUUUCUUAAUGGGUGCUAAUGGAAUAGUAGUAGCCUGCACUAUCGCCAUACACUGGCGGGGCACCAAUGAGGGAUGAUAGAUGUCAAUGAAAGCUGUUCAGUGCCCAUCGUGAUGAAUUCAAGAAUUAACCACUAUGGUUUUCAGAGGAAACCGCGUAGAGAUCCACCUGAUAGGUAUAUUGCUAGCAAGGGAUCUGUUAAAGCCCAUUUACUAACAACCCCUUUCCCCAUAAUCAGACAGUCUUAAUAAAGGCUGAGCUGCAUUGACAUAGUUUACAUACAUCUUUAACGAUUGCUAAUACUAAAAAGAUGGUAUCACAUUUUAGAGGUAUCUAAAAGGUCUUGAAGUGGUCUGUGAUAACCAUCAGGCGAGUCGCAUGCUUAUUUAAACCCCCUUAAAUAAGUUCUUAGAGAAGCCGGCCUCUGGCUCCGAUAGCGAUCGCUUGUCCGCCUCCUGAACAUGCUGCAGCAUGCUAUUAAUCCCUGAAUGCGAUUCUGAGGAGAAACUCCUAGUGUUUCCCAAUAUUUUUUUAGGCCAUGUCCCACUUGAGCAUUUCUAAAAUUUUUAUGUCCCCAUACAUAAUUUUACUUUACGACAAAGUUUACUUGACAACUCUAAUCGCCCAGUUGAUAUUUUGGUAACGUCCAACGAAAUUAAAGCUAAUAAAUAUUUACAGAAAUUUUUUUAUUUACUUUUUUUUUGUUAAGUUUGGCAUUGAUAUCAACUCAUAACAUUGCAUUUAAAUGGCUCGGAGCAAGAGGGUUAAAAUCACUUCGAGUCCAUUUUUUAAUUCCCUUCCCCCCCUUAACUAUCAAAUUGCCCCCCCUGGGGGGCGUGGACGUUAGGAAGCACCGUCCUAAAUCAUCACCGGUAGCGGUACAGCCGCCUUUUAAAUUAGGUGUAGUGAGCAGUCUCACCAUCACACUACAAUUCUGAUAGCGAUCGUUUGCCCGUGACACGAACAAAUUACAACUUACAUGUAACAAGUUAGGUCUGUGGUUUAUUUUAUGUUUCUUACCUCAGAACUGCUUUAUUUUUUUAAUUUAAAUACAAUCUCGUAUAAAAUUAUGUAAAAUUGUUUUUAAUUAUAUCUAUUUAUGUAUAUUUAUUCAUUUAUCUAUAUAAUAUAUAUUAUUGCAUGUGUUUUUAUAUAGUUCCCUUUUAUUUUAAAAUACUUACCAACCUUCAAACACUUCUGUAUGCUCCAUUGUUGACAAGUUAGAGAACGCCUUCAGGUGUAAUGUCCGCCAUUUUUUUUUUGUUAAUUUGCCUUUUCUGAUUUUUUUCAUGUAUGAAGUUAAAUAAAAAAAAAUAUAAACCGAUGUGGAUAAUUCUUUUUUUAUCUGAAAGUAUAUCAUUUUAUCUGAUAAGACUUACAGAUUGGUACCAUACAAAUUUUAUCGGAAUCAAUUUAUUUAGUUGUUUAGUUUUUAUAGCAAAAUAACCGGUUUUGCACAAAUUUUCCUUUUGUAAAACAAUAUCUACUUGUUUACUGAACAAUGUGCACUUGAAACAGCUAAUCUGCAAUUAGCAAUAUGUUACUUUAUGUUCAAAAAUAACGGUCAAUCGCCAGCUUUAGCUACAUGGGUAUAAUCUCACGAUAUGUUGUAAUAUUUAUUAAAUACCAAAUGUGAUUUCGAGUAUCUAUUAAAACCUAUUUUUUGCAUACCUUUUUUUUAUUAAUAAAAACUAUUCGAUAUAUAAAUGUAUUGAUGUUAAAUCGAAAUUCAAAUACUUAGGCCUGAUUCGCAAUAAGUAAAUUUUAAUAUAUAUGCUACAACGCGCAGAGUAUUUAAAAAUAAGUGAGAUUAGCUAAAUUACUUAAAUGUUCAAUCCUUAUGUAGACUCGAUAUUGCUUUUCACACAUUCUAAGCGUUGUAUGAAAUAUAAGCUACCAUUUUUUUUUCCAAUUAAUAGAUAAUAUUUAAAGGCCUCCAUAUUGUUUAUGGAACAGGCCUUUAGCAUUCCUAUUUUGAAAAAAAGUAUCUAUUUUUAAGAGUUUUAAAAAUUGAGGCAAAGACGUCCAUUCUCUGAUUACAUACUAAUUAUAAAUUGCCUUUAAAUUACUUUAUAUAAGGAAACAUUAUAUGCAUCUCUUAUUAUGCCAUGUUGAAAUUACUAUUGAGUUGAUAAUAACUUUGACGUUUUUUUUAAAUGUGUCAUUGUUUAUACUAAGGUGAAAUAAAAUAGUUAAUAAAUCAAAUAUGUUUUUUAUUUUCCAACAUUUCAUUAAUACAAUAAUAAACAUAGUAUCAAAAAGUACUGGUCUAACAAACUGGGUACUACGUAAUUAGGUUUACAAGUAAAGCAUUCAAAUAAUCUAAACAUUGGCUGCCUACUAACAGACCGCAUAUUAUAAAACCAAAAAUUUUGAGUUAAUCAACACAGCACUCUCUAGACAAGUGGGACAUGAUCUACAAUUAGACCUAUAGAUCCGUUUACGCUACCACGCUCAUGAAAAAGAAUAAAAAGAUCAAUAUCCGACAGGCGAGUGACUAUUAGUAAUAACUCCAAUGGCGAAUUUACCAGCUAGCUGAGAAAGGCAAAAACCAUUUUUUUUUAUAAAGUUACAAUUUCAUUAAUAAAAAAAUUACAAUGAAUAUAAUUGUAAACUGGGCUAAAUAAACUGGCGGUUAAAUGUAUAAUUCCGCCACUAUUUCCUCCUCGUACUGUAACACACUCUGUCAGAUCGACCUCCAUGUGGUCCCUCCAAGAAGCAAAAUUUUACAGGUCACAAUGAUCCAAAUGACUUGACCGCACAUUCACCUAUCCUCUCACUGGUGCUCCAUCGGUGUAAGUCAUCCAUUUUUGUCAACUAAAAAAUGCCUUCAUCCGACAAAUAGUGUGGUAGCGUAAACAUAUUUAGCAAGACUUGUUACCACUUGCCUAGAGUCGGUCUGUCGGUACCAAACCAUACAUUACCAACCACCACCUUACUACCAAAAACAUCGGUACUAGAUUAUUUCACAAUUUGUAUUUCGAAUUUAAAAAAAUAUUUAUGUCACAAUAGUCAAUCACAAUUCAAUGUUCUAAUAAGAAGCAAUUAAAAAAAUAUAAAAUUUCACGUAUAUUAUUUUAACACAGUACCGAGCUCCUACUCUCAUUAGCCCAUACACGAGUUUUGUUUUAUAAUUACAUGCAGAUAUUCCCGGACAAACUAACAUUCCUUUCAGACCUCUCUUGACAAGUAGCAAAGAAAACUAACAACAGAACCAUUACAGCACUCGCAUGAGAAAGAAUGAGAUAUCCGACGUCGCCGCUAGACUUCAUGACAAUCCUGUCAUGAAUGACAGAACUGUCAUGAAGUCGCUAGCGGUACCGAUUCUAUCAAUAGAUUAGUUUGCCGCUUGUUUAGAGGUCUGGAGCUUUUCAGUCUGACGAGAUAGAAUUAUAGCGUAAAUUUUAAUCCAACCAUAAUAAAAUAUAUAAAAUUGGACACUAAAACACAUACAGGUUGUAUAAGUACACAACUUAUACAAAAAUUCACAAACAUUGGACAUAUUUGUUGGCAGAUUUGUAUAUAAUGUUGCACACCGUAUGUUUGACAAUGACUCUAAUAAGAAAAAUCAUAAGGUAUUUAUUCCAGUGAUACAAUUGACAUUAAUAAAUCCUACUAAAAUGUCUGUACCAGGGGGCGCCACUCUUCAAUACUUUGUUACAAAAUGUUACCUACUAAUAAAUAUAAUAAAAACUAUGGUUUUCUAAUAUAAGGGCGGCGGCACAUCUGCAAUGCCUCUGGUGUGAUCAUAAGCGACGGUAGUCACUUACCAUCAGGUGAGCCGCAUGCUAAUUUGCCUCCAAUGUUAUAAAAAAAAUAAAUAAUAUAUGCGUGUGAGAUGAUGUUUAAGAAUGGG
Galleria mellonella (greater wax moth) is the source of this 10600-nucleotide messenger RNA. It is a transcript of the gene ArfGAP1, whose product is annotated as ADP-ribosylation factor GTPase-activating protein 1. Gene Ontology annotation, biological process: regulation of ARF protein signal transduction; regulation of endocytosis. Bases 121 to 1161 code for a protein of 346 amino acids. The record is from RefSeq and is a predicted model, not a curated record. Gene Ontology annotation, cellular component: Golgi membrane. The transcript has 9 exons. Lineage: Eukaryota; Metazoa; Arthropoda; Insecta; Lepidoptera; Pyralidae. Gene Ontology annotation, molecular function: GTPase activator activity.